This is a messenger RNA of Pleurotus ostreatus (oyster mushroom), 2226 nucleotides long. RefSeq lists its product as uncharacterized. The coding region runs from base 1 to 2226 and encodes 741 amino acids. The record is from RefSeq and is a predicted model, not a curated record. NCBI's taxonomy places the organism in Eukaryota, Fungi, Basidiomycota, Agaricomycetes, Agaricales, Pleurotaceae. The transcript has a single exon.
AUGCGACGACUAUUAGAAUUUCCGUCACGGAGACUCAAGCAAAAGACCGAAUCCCCUCUAUGUUCUACAUGCUCAAAACUCGACUUGCACCACAUCCUCCUUCACGGUGUUCUGUACGAACAUCCCAUACUACUGGGACCACUGGUAGAGGUGCUUGCAAAGGCCGGACGUUGCGCGCUGUGCGGGCUCAUCAAGACGGCUUUUCAGCGGUUCUGGUUGUUGGACAAACUUCCUGCGGAUGUGGACCUGGGCGGUGUGGAUCUGGGGCUGUAUGCCGAGCGCAAGGGGAAUCUGAUUGCACCACGACCGCCGGAGAGGGAGCUAUGCCAUCGACUGAUCAUCCUUCCGUCAGACAGGCCGCAGGUGGUGUACGAUAUUCUAUCGGCUGCUCGCUCAAAUUUGGUGCUGCAUAUCCAACUUAUGCAAGAAGACGCGCGUGUUUUCAAGCGACGGCCAGAUGUCCACGGCAGGAGAGUCGGGGAUGUGGUGGCCAUCGACCUCGUUAAGAAGUGGCUGAACCUCUGCGUGGCGCACCAUCACGACGUCUGCGAAGAGGUGUGGUGGAGGGACAGAGACGAGGAGCUACCGUCGUCGGUGAGGAUGAUUGAUGUCAAGAAGAUGGCGAUCGUCCCUUAUUCACCGAGAAGUCGGUAUGUGGCGUUGUCCUACGUCUGGGGAGGAGUCGGCGCGGAGUACCAGAGUAUGCGAGACAAUAUCUCACAGCGCAUGACUCCUGGAGGACUAGACGAAUCCAUCCUUCCUGCGACGAUUGUUGAUGCCAUUGAACUCUGCCGUCGACUAGGCGAGCGGUAUCUCUGGGUCGACGCGCUAUGCAUCAUUCAAGAUAGUGCUGCAGACAAGGCUGUUCAAAUCGGUGUGAUGGAGCUGAUUUACGGCGGGUCAUUUGUGACCGUAUUUGCCAUCGGGGGGCACAACGCGCAUGCUGGCCUGCCUGGUCUCCGCAAAGGCACUCGCACCCGGCACCAACGCAUCGAAAGAAUACAAAAUCUUCGCCUCAGCGUCCCACUGACCACCUUGGCAUCCGUGCUCGCCCAGUCCGUCUGGGGCACGCGCGGAUGGACUUACCAGGAAGUGAUGCUUUCGAGGCGGCGGCUUUUCUUCACCGACGAACAAGUGUACUUCGAAUGCCUACGCGAAGUAUUCAGCGAGGAUGUCGUUGCGGAGAACACGCACGUUCCCGGAUCGAACCACCCCCUGCGAUAUACCGGGAUUGGGGGGUUUACGUUCAACACUCGCCCCCGCGGCGGUACCGCGCACGAGUUCACGGCGGGCUACGUAGUCGUGGUGCGCGAAUACACGCAACGGAACCUGACCAAUGAGCUCGACGCCAUCGACGCCGUGUCGGCCUUGACGAGGGCUAUUGCGAAGGCUUUCAAUUUAGGCGGAGGGGCGUCGAAGGCUUUCCGGUAUGGAAUGCUGAUAACGGAUCUGAAUCAGACGUUGUUUUGGCACCCUGGCGACGGACCGUCGUUCACUCGUCGGCGCAGCGUUCCUGGCCUGCGUGGUACGUGGCCCUCGUGGGCAUGGGUGGGGUGGCGCGGAGCUGUGCAAUAUCGACAUAAUUGGUCGAACGCUGAAAGCUACCCUCGGAUAGCUGGAUCACUCGUCGAUGUUUGGUACAUAUACGAAGACGGAAAUUUAGUCGAACUUGACGUGAAUCCUGUUCAUAGGAUGAUAUUUCCCGACGUGGAGAAGCAAGUAACAAGAUAUUCACCACCGAGUGGACGUGAGCGCAUCGUCGUAUUGCUCGAAACGGUCAAGACGCAACUGGCCAGACUCCCCGAGGGCACUUUGAUCUUCUACGCGACCUCAGCGACGUUCAAGGUACUGAAGCUCGCCGGCGGACCCCCAACCAAUGAUGGCGACGGGCGAUACGAGCUAUAUGCGAUCCUUCCAUCACAUGGCCCGAAAUCGGAAAACGCGGCUGGUCGCGUAUACCUUCCCUCGGAUCUCUCGUCGUCAGAGUUGGAGUUCAUAGUGCUGGCUUACGCUGAUGGCCAGAAUGAUUUACACGAUGAAGAAGCACAUGGGAAGCGUUACUCUACUUCGUUUCUAUAUGUCAUGGCCGUCCGCUCUCUUGAGGCGGAAGGAGAUGGGACGAGUGUUUUGGGUUGUGAACUGGUGGAAAGAGUUGGGGUCGGGAUUGUUUUCGAGCCCGUUUGGCUGGAUGCGCGUCCACAAGAGAAGCUCGUAUGUCUUGCUUAA